UGUACUCUAUAUAUUUACGUAGUGAAUGGUUCUGUACACGCCCGAUUCCUCUGACUUCUAUCAUCGUUUACGCAGUAUAUUCGUUUCAAUACUUUAGGUCCCGUAUAUAUCAGUCACAAAUCGAUAAUAGGUCGAUCUAUUUCAUAUUUUGAUUACGUGUAACGCUAGUGAGCCAAAACACUAAUGUUAGGUUAGUUGUGCCUAGUUCCCUUGUUUCCCUACGGUGACCGAAAGAGAGAGAGAGAGAGAGAGAGAGAGAGCUCAUUGCAUUAGAUCUUAUCAUCGAAAAAAAUCACUUGUAUUAUUACUAAUUGUUCGAUACAGAGGUAAAAGAUCGUUCGUUUAUCAAACGUGACUAUCUACACUUAUCUCUGUUCAUAAGAUAAAAGCAUGAUCUAUAAACGAGAAAAACUCGACUAUAUGCCUGGGACAUUCGUGCAAGUAUUACUUAACUGCCGAGUAACAGACCUGCCAAGUACUAGCCAGCGUUACAUCAUCAGAAGUGUAUCGAGAUGAGUCUAAUGGUUUUAUUGAGAUAUGGCAUGCGGAAAGCAGCUAAAAUUCUGUGGCGAGAGGGAGAACAUGGCUGGGCCUUGACUGUGGUGGCAGGGAUGUGCACCGUCUUCAUGGUCAGGAAGGUAUACCAGGAAGUUAAGAAGCGGAGACUCAGGAAGGAGUGGGAUAGCACAGGACAGGAUGUGGUGCUGCUUCACCAGUUCCGGAGAGGAAGAUUCUGCCCAAACCUCAGUCCAUUUGCUCUUAAGGUGGAGGCCUUCCUAAGGCUGGCAAACAUCCAGUACAAGAUAGAUGAGGAAACUCCAUUUGGGCCCAAAGGAAAGUGCCCAUGGAUCACCAUCAACAGGGAGGACAUUGCUGACUCUGAGAUGGUGCUAGAUGACCUGACUGAGCGCUUCAAUGUUCAGCUGGAUAGUCAACUUGAAAUUCGUGAGGCAGCAGUUGUAGAGUCUGCCAGAGUGUUGGCAGAUGAACAUCUCUUCUGGUGUGUCAUUGCAUGGAGGUACUGGCUGGAUGGCUGCACCACUUUCCUCAAGACACAGACAUUUGGCAGAUUCUUGAAUAUUGCUUUUUCAUUCUUCAUGAAGAAAGGGACAAAGAAGCGCACAGAAGAGCAAGGUUUGGGGGUUCAUUCACCAGAGGAGAUCUAUCAGAUCUGUAAGAAAGAUUGCAACACCCUGGCUGGCAUCUUGGGUGACAGGCCAUUUUUUGGUGGUGAGAACCCUUGCCGGGCAGACUGUGCAGUGUUUGGUCAGUUGGCCCAGCUCAUGUGGAAUGCUCCUGGCACCCGCUAUGAGGCACUUGUUACAGUAGACAACCCAAGCCUGGCCCUCUACUGCAUCAGGAUGAAGGAAAAAGUCUUCCCUGAUUGGGAUUUACUUCUUGCUCACCCAAAGUAAAAUUCAAGAAGAGUGAAAACAAUCCAGACCUGCUGUUCUGUGGCAGAGGCACAGAACAUGGCACAACCUUCCAUUCAAGCAGUGCCACUUUUCCAGUUUUUAACUGAGGUUCCCUAAUGCCUAGUAUUUACAUUACAAUUAGAUCAUCUGUAUAUAUUUUUAAAAUAACCAAUAAUUAACUAUUAAACUUUAUUAUUUUAUAAUUAUGUAAUCACUUAAACCACCUAAACAUUGUUUUGGCUACAAAAAUUUAAUCAUUUUGAUCAGUUUCCUUUGUCAUUUAUUACAAGAUUCUCAUUUACUACAGGAAUCCAGCUACUAAUCUCUACUAUGGCAAUCACAAUGAUGUUUGCAAUGAACUAGAAGAUUUAUAAGAUUUUUGUGCCGUAUUACUAUAAUGUUUUAUGGUGGUUUUCCAGAAUGUGUAAUAUAUGGCAAGUAUUACAUUAUUUUAACUUCAGAAGUAUAAUGUGUGUAUAUUCAAUAAAGGUGGUAUUAGUCA
This is a messenger RNA of Scylla paramamosain (green mud crab), 1917 nucleotides long. Its product is annotated as failed axon connections homolog. The record is from RefSeq and is a predicted model, not a curated record. The coding region runs from base 513 to 1415 and encodes 300 amino acids. The transcript has 8 exons. Gene Ontology annotation, cellular component: cytoplasm. Lineage: Eukaryota; Metazoa; Arthropoda; Malacostraca; Decapoda; Portunidae.